Strongyloides ratti is the source of this 462-nucleotide messenger RNA. Its product is annotated as Mitochondrial F1-F0 ATP synthase subunit F, predicted family-containing protein. Gene Ontology annotation, molecular function: proton-transporting ATP synthase activity, rotational mechanism. The transcript has a single exon. The coding region runs from base 1 to 462 and encodes 153 amino acids. Lineage: Eukaryota; Metazoa; Nematoda; Chromadorea; Rhabditida; Strongyloididae. The record is from RefSeq and is a predicted model, not a curated record. Gene Ontology annotation, biological process: proton motive force-driven mitochondrial ATP synthesis.
AUGGCAUUCUUGCGAGUACCACCAAAAGGUACCAAAUUGACACCAUGGGUACCAGAACUAAUUUUUGUUCCAGUUUCACGCGCUAUAGAAAGACUUGGAGUCUUCUUUUACAACCGUGUAAUCUCUAAAACUGAAAUUGGUCUUUUUGACAAAAGAUGGAAUAAAAAUAUCCACGGUCCAUACUGUCACUGGCGUUACUACGGAAAACCUGACGUCAAAUUAAUGAAUGUCAAGAUUUCUGAACUUGGAGCUUGGUUUGCAAGACGUGAAAAAAAUCCAGGAGCUAUAUAUAAUGAAAUUGCAAGAAAUGUAUGGCGUGUCCAUAAUUUGUAUUAUUCUGGACCAGUUUACAAUAAUACUAUUAAAACAGUCUUCCGUGUUAUCUUCUUAUUCAUGUUCAUCAAUUGGUUUAUGAAUAUCCGAAAAUACAUGGAUUUCCAAAAAGCUAGAUAUCAUUGGUAA